Aaosphaeria arxii CBS 175.79 is the source of this 2996-nucleotide messenger RNA. RefSeq lists its product as uncharacterized. The coding region runs from base 157 to 2901 and encodes 914 amino acids. NCBI's taxonomy places the organism in Eukaryota, Fungi, Ascomycota, Dothideomycetes, Pleosporales. Gene Ontology annotation, molecular function: ATP binding; ATP-dependent chromatin remodeler activity. The record is from RefSeq and is a predicted model, not a curated record. The transcript is spliced from 11 exons.
GUGAGUCGUCUGUGAUCCGUGAUAGGCGAGAGACCGGCUGCUGGACAAAGGUGACUUUCAAUCCGAUCUUGCGGCGGCAGCAUUGCUUUCAGUCGGGCGGUCUUGGAUUUGGCCUGGAAAACAGAGUACCAUCCUGACAUUUCACGCAUCCAUGAUAUGAGCGACGUGAGAGACAUUGCGAGCGAAGCAUAUACCUCUCGCAUGGAGCACGACUACAGCAUGGAGUACACUGACGGUAGACACCACAGUCAAACCCUGGCCUACUAUCCUUGGAUGGACCAUGGAUACGGCAUGAACCACUACUACGCUCAGAACACCUUGAAACGAACAUAUCCAUUCGGAGAAGAAGAGCAAGUGCCGCUGGAGGAAAGCCUGUUGGGUCUUAGCCCGGUACCGGCCAACGAACCAUUAUGCUUGCUUGGCUCGGUUGUCAACGUGAACGCGCAAUUGCGAAGGCAAACCUCGGGGCAUCUUGCACCUCAGACUAUUCUUGGAGGACUGGGACCCAAUGACCUGCUCACUGUUUCGUUAGUAGGCGAUUACUUCGAACUAUCGCAUGCCAACUACGCAUUUGCACGACUGGACAAAAGCUUCUGCGGUGAAGCCCGGCGUCUUGUUGAUCUCGGGGUCACUUUCCAGGCACGAGUAGACCUAGCCCAAUGGGAGACAAUACGGAAAGAGUGGGCAUGCUUCUCAGGCCAAGCUAUUAGCAAUACCUUUGCUGUAGAUGUGAGCGUAUACAGCCGCAGGAAUCACGCCGACAGAGUUGGUGAUAUCCUGCUGCGAUCCAAUCUUUUCCUACAGCAUCCUGCCCACCACUUUGAUAUCGAAUACUACUAUAAUCCUCAGAUCUUGGAGCUGGAGGGUUUCGAGGAGAAUCCUGACGACGUGGCAACUGAGCCGAUGGAGGACGAAGUAUCGACCGGGGUCGAAGACACUUAUAUUCGAAGCGAUGAGCAGCCAUCUGGAGCCUCCACUGACCACGUGGAGCUUAUAUUGGACUCUCUAUCGCAUAAAAAUAUUCUACACGAAAUUCGCACUGAUACCAACUUGAUCAAGAGCGAGCUCAUGAAACAUCAGAUGACGGCCCUGGAUUUCGUUGUCCAGCGAGAGAGUGACCGACCUCCGGAGCAAUUGACAUUCUGGCGUGGAAGACGAGUGGCUGGGGAGACAGAAUUUAUUCAUAUCUUAACCAGAAUGAAAGCUCCCAAACCGCACGAAGCCCGAGGUGGUAUUAUUGCGGAUGACAUGGGACUCGGUAAAUCCUUGACGAUACUGUCUGCUAUUGCUAGAUCCCUCGGUGAAGCAGCCGAGUUUGCUUCAUCCCACCAAGCGAGCUCAACAGAGCCACUUCACACCCAGAACCGAUCUCGGGCCACCUUGAUUAUGGUCCCAUCCACUGUCCUGAUUGACAAUUGGAUUGAUGAAAUCCGUAUGCACACUCAUCCGCAUAAAAUUUCGUUUCACAAGCAUCUUGGUGGGGACAGACAAUCUGAAGCGAAGCUUUUGGGAGAAAGAGACAUCGUCUUUACUACGUUUGCGACAGCCUGGAAAGAUUUCAAGAAGGGUUCAUCGCCUUUGGCGAGAGUUCAUUGGUUCCGCAUUGUUUUAGACGAAGCGCAUAAGAUUCGAAACCGCACAACCCAACAAUUCAAGGCAGUUCACGAGUUACGAGCACAACGUCGGUGGUGCCUCACUGGAACGCCAAUACAGAACCGUCUUGAAGACCUUGGCAGCCUGAUCGCAUUUCUCAGAGUACCCGACAUGGAAAACGCGCCGGUCUUCCGGAAGCAUAUCAUUGCCCCUACAUCGCUGGAACGAGGAAGCCAAUUUCAAAAUCUUCGGAUCCUUCUCAGGACCGUCUGUCUAAGGCGCACAAGGGAGGUCCUUGCUUUACCUGAGCCCAUAGUGCAACAGCGGCUCCUUGACUUUUCGACACAGGAGCGGUAUCGGUAUGAUGAGCUGUAUGAGCACUACAAGAAGUAUAUUCAGAUGGCAGUGAGUGGGGUUCGGGGGAAAGUCGUUUCCACGACACUUCAGUCGAUCCAUGAAUUGCGCCUGUUUUGUAACAAUGGUCCAAAAAAGAUGCAAAACGAAUUGCAAGCGUCAGAAGAGGAAGUUUUGUCGUAUUUGCAGCAGCUCGGACAGAAUGAGUGCUCCAAUUGCACUCAAUCCAUCAAUUGCAUUGACAAAUUUGGAGAGCAAGAGGGCGGUGUGCUUAUCUCGCCAUGCAAGCACCUUGUAUGCCGCAGUUGCUUGCCGCAGUGCUUGGAUAAACGGAAAAAUUGUCGACUUUGCGCAUCUGGCAAAAGCCCACUAGAAUUCGCGACCCACAUCGGAGCAGAUGCUCCCGUUCUGGCGGUGGAGGAGAUUCCGGACGAAUACCCCUCGAAAUUACUGGCUCUAUUAGAGGACAUACAAAAAGAACCCCUGCACAAAUGCAUCGUAUUUUCAUCUUGGAAGAAGACUCUCGAUCUUGCGUCUGGGCUACUCCAGCGAGCUGGACUAAAGCACAGCAUCAUUCACGGCAGCUUGAGCCUCAAACAGAGACUGAAGGUUCUGAAAGAGUACAAGUCCUUUUUCGGGCCCAACAUCUUAUUAAUGACACUGGGGACAGGGGCAGAAGGCUUGAACUUGACAAUCGCGUCACGCAUCUAUCUUCUUGAGCCUCAGUGGAAUCCAUUCACCGAAAUGCAAGCCAUGGCACGAGCGCAGCGCAUAGGACAGACGAAGCAAGUCGUCUGCAAGCGAUAUCUCAUGAAAGACUCAAUUGAGCAGAGUGAUGUUCUCAACCGGCAGAAUAUGAAAAGAGCACUUGCCGGUGGGGGAUUUCAAAAGAAUAAGAUGCACGACUCCUUGCAAUACUUCGGCGUACAUUCAGCGCACAUCCAAGGUUGUUGAUCUACGGGCUAGAUCACCACCGCGUUGCACGCCGCAGAUGUAUUUCUCGCUCACGGCAUGCGAUGAGCCAUGCGAAAAAAACCAGCGAAUUAAGA